This is a messenger RNA of Oncorhynchus kisutch (coho salmon), 5343 nucleotides long. RefSeq names its product cannabinoid receptor 2-like. The transcript is spliced from 2 exons. Gene Ontology annotation, cellular component: membrane. Gene Ontology annotation, biological process: G protein-coupled receptor signaling pathway. The record is from RefSeq and is a predicted model, not a curated record. The coding region runs from base 2642 to 3826 and encodes 394 amino acids. Gene Ontology annotation, molecular function: cannabinoid receptor activity. Lineage: Eukaryota; Metazoa; Chordata; Actinopteri; Salmoniformes; Salmonidae.
UACUGAUCAAUUAAUCUGAAUACUUAUGUAAAUGUGAUAGAUUUUGUAUUAUAAAUCAGCAAAAAUGUCUUAACUUGUAUUUACCAGUUGUGCGCUCAUUCCUCAAGAGUCGGUUUUCGUUUGUAGACAUGGCAGUAGUAGCGGGAGGGUCAAAUUGACAAAAUUGCCUUUUGUCCGGCUUCUCGCAAACAGCGUUUUCUUCCUCGUGUGGUUUUCUGGCAGACUAGAUGCUGUGUUGAGAAUUGCUGCCUUUCGCAGGUCGGAGUGCAGAUUGCACACUUAAAUUACACCCCCAUCUAACCCUGCACCUAUACACUAUCCCCAAAAGCCACCACCCCAUCCCACUGCUUUCUCCCUAAAUGAUCAUACACCAGGACAUUGGCCUGGGAGGCUGGAACCCCUUCUCUCAAAACCUCCUGUAGAUCUUCUGCACGAAAAUCUUUCACCCAAAUAUUUCUCUGCUGCUGUAACGACUAGAUCUAUCUUCAUCAGCUCAGUGCAGUUGAUCACCAUGGCUAUAAACACAAUAAAUCCAACCUUACUCAUCCUCUCUGGAUCCCUCUCUUCAGGCCUACUCACUGGGGGGCUCCCAGUCGGGUCACUCACCCUUGGGCUAUCCUCUACUCUCUUCACUGUCACAGCAUAGGAAACUUUCUGUCCCACUGUAACUCUGGCAAUCUCAACCCGUCUCUCUUACACAGGGCACUUUGGAUCACCUGCGGCAUGGACACCCCCACAGUUGUCACACAGUGUUUUCUCUAUCCCAACUGUACACUUCCUCUGACUAUGUCCUCCUAAACAUUUCUCACAUCGUGGGAACUCCCUUCUACACACUGCUGCAACAUGUCCAAAUUAUUGGCACCUAAAUCACUGUAGCGGGUUUGUAACAUAGGCCCUCACAGAAUAGCAAAUAUAACUUAACCUCUGUGUCAAAGCUCAACAAGACAGACAAGGUAUUCUCAGUCUCGCCAAAAGGCGGGUGUCACAAACACCAGGAAUAUUAUUUUUCAUAUGAUCCACCUCUACAAUCAACGCUACCCCACUGAUCACUCCUUUUAGCGGCGCCCUGCUCCAGAGAGCAAAGCACUACACAGGUUGAGCCCUGAGUCGCGUGAUGCAAAGAGCCCACUUCCACUGGGCAGAGGAUGCACAAAAAAAUAAUAAGAAUUCCACUUCUCAAAACUUUCACAGUUCUAACUAUUCCCAGUGUGUCCUUUACCCAGCUUGACACAACGGCCAAAAAGCAGGAAUCCACUCUUACCAAAAAUCUCACUCUUACCGGUCCAAAAUCAUCUCCGGCAGGAUUCACAGAGCAAACAGUGGGAAGUCUCUACCACACCUGUCGCCACAGGUAGGCCCAUUUCAUUACACUUCAUCUGGCUCAACUUAAGAGCGCCGACUGACUUCAUUUCGAGAUCCUAAAGGUUCUCAAGGGAGCAUGUAGACUUAUCAGUAAGUUUACUUGGUUUGCAUUCAGGAGACAAAAGUGUGUACACAGGAGACACAUGAUCUAUUCUGCACUUCUGCAUUGAGGAGUAGAGGGGUGUGCAGUGAGUUUGCACAACAUCAGCAGCAUCUCUAGACUAGUUGCCUAUUGAGCCGACUGCGAGCUGGGGUAGUUUGUUUCACGUCCAUGGAGGCAAAUCCAGGGUGACGCAGGCGAACAUGAUUCCACUUGUUCCCAUAGAGACAAGUGCGAUCAGAACUCAGUCAGAUCAAGAAUAUAAGCGUUCUGAGCUUUGAUCAACGCUGGGAGCAAUAUUUAGAUGUUGACCCGUAAAGUCCCUAGGAAAUCAGCUCAAAGUAAUUUUAAUUUUGGAAAUAUGUUCUGUUCAGAACAGAACAGCCUCAAUUCGUCGGGGCAUGGACUCUACAAGGUGUCAAAAGCGUUCCCCAGGGAUGCUGACCCAAUGCUUCUCACAAUUGUGUCAAGUUGGCUCGAUGUCCUUUGGGGGAUCAUUCUUGAUACACACGGGAAACUGUUGAGCUUGAAAAGUGAGAGCCUCAAGGUCGAAGUGAGAGAUAUCUAGAGGUAUCUUUAUGUCUAUUGAUGAUGCAUUUGUUUUUACCGUGCCUCUUGAGGUGGGCUAGAAGGGAUGGAUUUGUCUCUGCUGUAAAUAGACAGAGUUUUGUUUUGAGGUGAUAAAACAGGUCCCCGUGUUUAAAUGGUUGUUUCCCGCAGAAUGUCUGAAGCUUGUUUUUCUGAAUGUCUGAAUUUCAUUUUCUGCUGUUUUUUGAAUUAAACACAUUCUCAAGCCAUUUAUUAGCACAUUUUCGCCAUAAAGAGACCCUGAAAUUAUUCAGGAAGGAGGCAAUUAGGCGGCAACUCCUUCUCACAACGCAUUGGAGGAAAGGGUCAGAGGUUCCUCCCCUUGGACCGUCUCCUCCGAUGCUUUUUGAGAAGGAAGCGAGGAACGGACAUGCGAAAAGUCAAGGAAGUACAAUUUGAGAUGCACCAUUCUGGAAAUUCUGUUUAAGCAAUCAGAGAUAAUGUCUCCAUCCAGUGGUCACAUUUGGUACUGUCUGAUGACUUGUGACCCAUCUGCAUAUCUAUGGGUAUGUACAGUAUGAGAACAAUGUUCAUACAUUUCCCCUCUGCACCUCUAAGUAGAUCUCAUAGCUAACCCCUGACCUGAAAGAGAUGGAUGGAUGGGACAAACCUGUAGGGUCCUCUGUAGGGGCCUUGAUGUCCAAAGACAAUGGCAGCACCCCCACAUCACCUCUGGUCAACCGGUCCUGUGCGGACCUGAAGUGCUAUAUGGUUCUGUUCGAGGCGGAGAAGACAGCCAUCGGCUCCAUCUGUUUCCUGGCCGGACCCUUCACUUUCCUGGAGAAUGCUUUGGUCCUGGGUGUGAUCGCCGCCACGGCCUCCCUGCGCCAGCGCCCCUCCUACCUCUUCAUCGGCAGCCUGGCCCUGGCCGACGUCUUUGCCAGCUGCUUCUUCACCACCAGCUUCCUGGACUUCCACCUGUUCCACCGCCUUGAUGGCCCCAUCGCCUACCUCUUCAAGCUGGGCGGGGUGACCAUGGCUUUCACCGGCUCGGUGGGAAGUCUUCUGCUGACUGCUCUGGAUCGCUAUCUGUGUAUACAUCAGGCGUCGAGUUAUAAAGUGGUGUUGACGCGCCGCAGGGCCCUGUUGGCUCUCCUUGCCCUGUGGAGCGCCACCAUCCUCAUCUCCUUCCUCCCUCUGAUGGGCUGGAGGUGCCCCACAGGGCUCAGCCCGCCCUGCUCGCGCCUCUUCCCAUACAUCGACCACCGCUACCUGGCCUGCUGGGUCAGCUUCAUCCUGGUGCUGCUGUCACUCAUCCUGAGCGCCUACGCCCUGAUCCUGUGGAGGGCCAAUCGGCAUGAGGCCUCCAUGACGGGCCUCCAGGGGGCGCCUACCGGUGGUCAGGCCCGCAUGCGGCUGGACAUCCGAUUGGCACGUACCCUGGGCCUGAUUCUGCUCAUCAUGGUGGGCUGUUGGCUGCCGACCCUCUCCUUCAUGCUGGCAGAUAUCUCGGUGCAGCUCACACACACCCAGCAGAGGGCCUUUGCUUUCUGCAGCACCAUGUGCCUGGUCAACUCAGCCGUCAACCCACUGCUGUAUGCCCUGCGCUGCCGGGAGCUGAGGGUGGCACUGAUGCGGCUGUUGGGGGGCCUGAGUGAGGGGCUGGGGUGCUGCCAGAGGCACGUAGGGGGAGACUCGACCACUACCCUUCCCUUAGGCGAGGGCAACAACUGUAGCACGCACUCCGAGAGUGAGGCGCCCAGACUCGUUAGCUGCCGACCGAACACAGUCUCAGAAAUGGUUGGCAAGCAGCAGCUGGACAUGACUGGAAUAUGAGAAGGGGUGAGAGGCUUACUGUAUAUCAGGGUUAUUGUAGUGGAGUGUUGUGAACUUGUGUUUCUUCUGUUGUGUUCAUAGCGAUGAGGAGGUAAUGUCUCUAAAAUGAACUGUGAUAACAGGGACUAAAACAAAGAUAUGUGACCAUGUUACCAUAAAUUGUGUUGACCCACCUACAAGCCAAGUCACUACGAGAUAAUAUUAUAUUAUUAUUUGUCCAAGGGACAAAUAAUAGCAGCAAGCUAUGUGUUUUUUUUUUUUACAAACCAGUAGAAAUUAGGGGAAUUAUCCCAAAUUAACACCUUUGGGAAAACAACAGCAUUGUUAAUGUUGGCAGUGCAAAUGUAGAUAGCUAUGUGUAUCCUAUGCUUGUUUUAGCUUGAGUGUUUGUCCUUUAGCGUCCAGAAGAGGAUCCUGCCGUGUUCCCAUCUGCACAUAUACACCUGUCCUGAGCAGAGGCCCUAUGGAUUGCAAACAAUGUUCUCCACAUGUGACUGCGAGCAGUGUCGAGAUCAGAGGUGUAGGCAAGGCAGAGCCUGAGUGGGUCCACUCAGGAAAAAAAAAGAGGUCCACUCAGAUUUUGAUUUAUUAUUAUUAUUUUUAAAUGGAAUGCUCUUUACUUGUCAGUGUUCCAAAUGGGAUAUUAUGUAUUUUACCUAAAUAUGCAAACAUAGCAAGCAGUGCACUGGGUUGGUCAGAUUUGAUUAAAUAUAACAAAACAGAUGACCUGGAAUGACAUCACUUGCCAAAAAGAACUAACUGAAAGCCAUACCCCCAAUGAGCAACGAAUAUGACUGCAUUGAGGCAUAUGUCACUGUGCUUCUAUGGCUAUAUGCACCAUGCCACUACCUAUUUCAUUUGUUCAUUUAGCAAACAAGACAGCUCAAAAUCCAGCGCCUUUAUCACAUUCUACACACCUAUAUUUUAGUUUUAAUUUAAAAUUUAAAAUCCUACAUUUUCUCUCAGCCUCAUGGCAAAAUGUGUAGAAUAGCAUUAGAUGAGCUAAAAAAAACGGCACAUAAACCUCUAAACCCUAUGGCAAAAUGUGUAAAAUAAAAUUGGGGGCCCAGACAAAUUUCUACAGGCCCAAACAACAACAUAUUUCUGGCUAUGCCAUUAGUUGAGAUGAGUGGGGCACAGUUUAGAAAGAUAGAGAGUCACACAACACAGAGACUAGAACACUCUUUUCUAUAGAACACUAUAAAUAGAAACUAUAGUUCACAAGUCAUUUUAGUAGAUCAAUCACAAACAAUCAAACACAAAAGGUAGAUGUUUUGUCUUGUUAUCAAAUGAACAUUGUAUGUGUCACAUGCUUCUUAAACAACAGGUGACAGCCUGAAGACAGGGAGUCUGCCAUUUCAGGUCAGAAAACAGUGGGGGGAAAAAGGACAGACAGCAUGGUUUAUGUGAGGGGGUGAGAUGGCAGAGACUAGAUAGAGAGACAAGUCAUUUCUGGGUAACAAUUAAGUACCUUACUGUGAUUGUUUUCAAUUAAAAUGGUCAAAAAUAAACAAAAA